CCGGCCCGGGGCGGCGGCGGCGGCCGGCGGCGGAGCGGCGCCGCCUCAGUGGCUCGGCUGCUCCCGCGCGCUACCCGGCUCUCCGGCUCUCCCCACCUUUUAUCGUCAGGUCUCGUCCCCCUAAACAGACGCCAAAAUGUCCGACAGCGAGGAAUACAGCUCGGAGGAGGAGUCCGAGGAGGAGGACGAGGAGCAGGCCCAGAGGGCAGCUGAGGCACGUAGGCGCUUACAGGCAGCCGAGAAACAGAAGCGGGCAGAGGUCGACCGAAAGAAGGCCGAGGUCCGCAAACGCCUGGAGGAGACCGCCGCCGGCAAGAAGGCCAAGAAGGGGUUCAUGACACCGGAGAGAAAGAAGAAACUGCGGCUACUUCUGAGGAAAAAGGCUGCUGAGGAGCUGAAAAAGGAACAGGAGAUCAAGGCCGAGGAGCGGCGGCGCAUCAUCAUCGAGAGGUGCGGCCAGAAAAAGAACCUGGACGACGCCAAUGAAGCUGUGGUCACCCAGGUGUGCCAGGCGUACCAGCAGCGUAUCGAGGCGCUCGAGAGCAAGAAGUGGGAUCUCGAGCAGGAGGUGGCGGAGAAGGAUCACCAGAUCAACGAGCUGAACAUUUCCGUCAACGACCUCCGGGGAAAAUUCAUCAAGCCCACACUGAAGAAGGUGUCCAAAUACGAGAACAAGUUCGCCAAGCUCCAGAAGAAGGCGGCUGAGUUCAACUUCCGCAACCAGUUGAAGCAGGUCAAGAAGAAGGAGUUCACCCUCGACGACGACGAAAAGGACGCCGGUAAGCCCGAGUGGGCUCCGAAACACGACGAGGAAGGAGGCGAGGGCGGCGAAGGAGGAGAGGGAGAAGGGGGUGCCGAAAAGAAGGAAGGCGAGGAGGGCGCUGCGGAGUCGGCCCCUGCCGAAGCAGCGCCGGCCGCCGAGACCAGUGCCACCGACGGCGCCGCCCCGGCCGACGCGGCGCCCGCCGCCGACGCCCCGCCGGCAGACGCGCCCGCCGCCGACGCCGCGCCCGCUGAGGCGCCCGCGGAGGGGGCUCCGGCGGAGGCGGCGCCCGCGGAGGCAGCUCCCGCGGAGGAAGCCCCAGCAGAGUCGGCCCCAGCGGAGGCGGCUCCAGCGGAGGCGGCGCCCGCCGAAGCGCCAGCUCCCGCCGCUGAAUAAACCCGCCAUCCGAGCUAUAUCCAGCCUAUCUUCGAAACACCCGCCUAUAUUCUUUCACUUCGCUUCUCUUCCGCUUACUGCUGCAUUAAUAUUCUAUUUGUUUCAUUGCUAUACGCCUUCUAAAGUUCUCACUUAUAAGUAUCGAAUUUUUAGUUGUAGCGACCGCUCGAGUCUGUCCUUGGUUGCUCUUUAUCCACUUACACGCCUGUCUAUCCCCGCUGCGCUGGACUGGAGCAGAUGUAUCUAUCUCCGCUGCGCUGUUCUCUAUUUUCUCGUCUGUCUGUCUGUGAACUGUGCCAGAUGACUUGUGUUAGACGGACGCGAGCCGAUCGCUCGUCCGUCGUCUCGUCGACUCCACGCAAACGGCCGCCCGCGCCGGGCCGCUCUCAGAACGAAAUUGAUUCAUUUGUAUUGAAUCGCUGCAGUGAGUUGACAAUAAAUAUACGUAUUGUAA
Amphibalanus amphitrite is the source of this 1613-nucleotide messenger RNA. Its product is annotated as troponin I-like. The record is from RefSeq and is a predicted model, not a curated record. Bases 137 to 1159 code for a protein of 340 amino acids. The transcript is spliced from 12 exons. Gene Ontology annotation, cellular component: troponin complex. Gene Ontology annotation, biological process: muscle contraction. NCBI's taxonomy places the organism in Eukaryota, Metazoa, Arthropoda, Thecostraca, Balanomorpha, Balanidae.